Messenger RNA from Porites lobata, 3267 nucleotides. NCBI's taxonomy places the organism in Eukaryota, Metazoa, Cnidaria, Anthozoa, Scleractinia, Poritidae. The record is from the annotation of a GenBank genome assembly.
GGCGUCAAAGAAAUUUACGACCAACGUUUUGUAGUUAACUGUUUGGGGAAAAAAUGGGAUCGUUAUCUAACGACGACACUCCUCAUUUAAACAUGAUACAGUACUGGCAUGAGACUUUUGAACAAAUCUUCGAGGACUUCAGUCCUGACGAAUGGAGACUGGAGCCAACUAACAAGCCCAUGCCUAAGGGAUGGCGAACCUUUAAAGACAGCGCCAAGGUAAAGUUUGCCUGCGACUGCGACAAUUCCUGGACAUCAAUGAAAGGAGUUGUUAUAUUUUGGUUCAAUAAAAUAGGCGACAAGCCCGAAGUAAAGCAAGAAAAAGAUCAAGGCGACAGUGGAGAUUCAGAAGCAGGGGCAAGCCGCCGCGAGAAUGGAAGUGUUUGUAUGUAACUAGAUUGUUUUGUUCUCAAAACGUUGCUAAAACUUCCAACAGUGUUGGCCCGAGAAUGUUGCGAGUUGUUGGAUGGUGUUAGAGGUAGCGUGCAACUCCCAUCAAUACUGUGACACACGUGAAUGAUGUUCAAGGAGACCACGUGUAAUGCGCGUGCGUCGCCCCAGCAACUGUUGAAAGAGCUGCGCAAACGGACUCAACAUUGUUGCGCAACGCUUCGGCGAUCACUGGACAAAAGAAAUGUUGGGAGUUGUUUGCUCCAAAAAGUUUGACCAGUUUCAAACUUUGCGCAGCAACUCCAACAACACGAAACACCAUGUGGCGGAGUGGAAAACUACGCAUCAUGUAACUCUCAUCAAUGUUGGGAGUUGUUGGAACCUUUGAGAUUAAUAUAGUUUGUGAUGGAUACUCUUCUAAUUAACACCAUUUCAUGAUUUCGAACCUCUAGAAGUGUGCAAUCCCAGGAGGGUACUGCCUAUAAUUGCCUAUAAGGGGAGGCUCCGCCCUAGAGAGGUACCUUUUUCAGGCUUCAGGUAUAUGAAAGGGUGGGGAUUACACUAGUUGAAGUAUUUGAAAGGGUAGGGAAAUCUGUCAUUUUGGAGAGUAAAAAAGGCCCAAAAGGGCUAACAUUUGCAUUUUAUGGCUGUGAAAAUGUCGAGAAAACGUUCUGGUUUAGUGAUUUAUUCAUAUAUAAAGGACAGUACAUUUACAGAACUUAAGAGAGAUGCAAAUUUCUAAACCAGGUAUGUGAAAGGGGUGCCUUUUGAAGAAGGUAUACGAAAGGUGUCCCUUUCCUGCCAAAUAUAGUAUAUAAAGGGUGAGAGGGAAAGAGCCUUUCCGUGUGAAACUUUAAGUUGGCCACUCCCCAUUGGUGACCUCUUAUAAUUUGGUGAUUAAUGAGGCCCUCUUGGAAAGCUGGGAGGGGGGUAUGGGUAUGUUUACCCCUAGUCAAAACUUCAAAACCCGUCGUUUUGCAUAUCGAGGAGGAAGCUUUAUGGCUGUUGAUAUUUCACUGUUUUAUAUGUACUUUUCUUCGUCCCUGUGGCAGUUUUUGCGAUCUUUCCAUCUCUGUACCGUUUUAUUUGUCUUAUUUGUCUUAUCUGUUUCAGGACCACAUCGCUUGAGGAGAUUUUCUCUUAAGGGAAUUUUCCCUUAAAUGGGUUUAUUAAUUUUGAUUUCUUAGAUCAGAGAGUACUCCCACACCUGUACAAGUGAAAACAUAUCUUACAUCUCACUUGAUUCGGCUUAGAUCUGGGUACAAGUUUUACCAAAAUGAAAAACAAUGUAAUAACAAAUACUAUCAAACUGUCAAUCAAUCCUUUAGAUUCCUUGAGGUUUAGGCUGUAUGGUCAGAAGUGCAAGAUAUCUGAGGGAUGUGACAAUGAAGAGUUUCAAAAUCCAAAAUGGUACAGUGAGGAGGUGGAGAAAGUCCUGAAUAAUGUUCAUAAGGAAAUAGGAGAGGUUGGUGGCCGUGCAUGUUAUGUUUACAAGCUGUUACAUCUUGAGGGUAUUCGUAAGAUCAGAUACUUACUCGACGCUAUACUCUUGAUUAAUUUUAGCCCCAGUUUGGUGGUUUGUGCGUGAGUAUUUUUAAGAUCAGUUUGAAAGCUGGCCGGUGAAAAUCAUAAUCAGUCAUCACUGGCUAUUUUGAUUAACUCGCGGCGAUACUAGACAGGGACUACUCCACGAAGUUAACUUCUUGUCUUUCAAGUUAAAAAUAUAUUAGAACCAAACGACAACAUAAAGAACGCGCUCCGAUAACCUCUGUUUGUAGCCAACGCGAUAAGGAUGGGGCCAUUUACUGCCCGUAGGAUAUACUAGCCAUAUGUUGUGUAUGUGAGUUAAAGUUGUUAUAAUAUAUGGAGAAACAGUUAUUAGAGCGAUCUGGUUCUUGAAAGGCGGCAAAAAAAAAAAAAACAAAGUCGAAAACAAUUGCGCUACAGUUUAUGUUCGGAGCUCUCUGAUCGUGCGCAAUCUCACAAAUUGUGACUGAAUUAAUCAACUGGCCGUUUGUACCUGUCAACUGUUUCAAUAUCAUAGGAACGCGUUGUUUACAAGUCCUAAACUGGGGGGAACAAACUGUGACAAAGAAAUCAGAGUUAACUAAUGGGUAUAAGUUCUACUCUCUACCUUACUAGUCUAGCCACAUGAAAAGCAAUCCAAGACAGUCUUGCAUUCUGGAUUCCACUUCGAGGUUUCUGAAUUCCAGAUUCCAUGUCGGUGGAACUUGGAUUCUGGAUUCCAAUCCUUAGGGGGAUUCCGGAUUUCUUGCGCUGUAUUCCGGAAUCCGAAGCCCAGGAUUCCUCAGUCCGGAUUCCCUUACAAGGGGCAACUCGUCAGCAGCCAGUAAAAUUUGAUGCCUGGUUUUCUCCUUUUGACACUUCAAAUUUAGGCUAUUUUACAAUUAUUUCUCGAGCCCGAAUGGGCUCUGAGUCAAUAGCCCAUGAGGCCGAAAGCCGAAUGGGCUAUUGACUCAGAGGCCAUGAGUGCUAGAGGAAUAAUUGUUUUAGUAAAAUCCAGCUAGUUGGUCAAAAAAUAUCGAGACAAAACAACUUUAGGUAGUUAAAGCUAGACUUUAAUCUUUUUUUGUCGCCCAAAAGCCAGCGCUUUUCGCUACUAAUGGGCUAUAACAUAUAGCCUAGCAGUAACUCAACUAAUCAGAACGCAGCAUUGAUAAUAGACCACUAGUUGGAUUUUACUGUUUUGUAAGAUCUUGGCCCCUAACCGAUAUCAACUGCGUUUCAGGUUUUUUAUGGUUUUCCAAAACCCGUCAUGGACGAAAACAGGAGGCGUGGCAGGCCAAGGAGGCCACAUGAUUCCAGUCGAUGUCAAGCAUGCCAGGAGGGGCAAUGUAGCAGCAAUCGCAGUAGAUAA